Didymosphaeria variabile is the source of this 1653-nucleotide messenger RNA. It is a transcript of the gene RTG2, whose product is annotated as retrograde regulation protein 2. The transcript has a single exon. Bases 1 to 1653 code for a protein of 550 amino acids. Gene Ontology annotation, biological process: regulation of transcription by RNA polymerase II. The record is from RefSeq and is a predicted model, not a curated record. Lineage: Eukaryota; Fungi; Ascomycota; Dothideomycetes; Pleosporales; Didymosphaeriaceae.
AUGUUAUGGUCAAUAGAUGAAGCGUAUGAUUUGACUGACUCAUAUAGCAAUGGCAUUCGCUUCUCCAUCACCGACCUCUCACCUCAAAGUGCUCGCACACUACCCACCUUGUACCUUUCUCGAGCCGCUAUAUCGCUCUAUGAUGCACAAUUCACAUCUGGAUCAAACGAACCCAUACCGGUCCCGCAAGAAACCAUCAAAAGCGUGAUCAAAGCCCUACUACGGUUCAAAAGCACUUGUAAAGACUUCAAUGUACCAGAACACCAGAUCCGCAUUGUAGCCACAGAAGCCACCCGCAAAGCCAUUAACUCACAGGCGUUUCAGAACGAGAUUCAAGAGAAGACUGGAUGGAAAGUGCAGCUACUCGAGAAAGAGAAAGAGGGCAGAGUCGGAGCUUAUGGUGUGGCGAGCAGUUACGCAAACGUAAGGGGCUUGGUGAUGGAUCUUGGAGGUGGCAGUACGCAGAUCACAUGGAUUAUGACUGCAGAAGGGGAAGUGAGGAUGUUCGAAAAGGGUAGCGUGAGUCUGCCUUAUGGAGCGGCGGCUCUGACGAAAAGGCUUGAAGCUGCUGGGUCAAGGCACAGCAAAGAAUAUAAGAAUUUCGAGGAGGAGGUACGGGACGAUCUAAAGAAUGCUGUCCGACAAAUCAACAUUCCCACGGACUUGUUGCAAACGGAAGACGGUCUUCACUUGUACCUGUCGGGAGGUGGAUUUCGAGGCUGGGGCUUUGUACUCAUGUCACAACACAGCAUCAAGCCGUACCCUAUCCCGAUCAUCAACGGGUUCAAGGUGAAGGAAGGCUCGUUCCAGGAUACGCAAGCAGUCCGCGCUGCAGUUUUUGACGACGACACGCCAGACAUCUUCAGAGUGUCUCAGAGAAGGGCGAGCCAGGUCCCAGCUGUGGCCUUUCUUGUUGACUGUCUCUCCAAAGCAUUGCCCAGCAUCAAGGAUGUUUAUUUCUGCCAGGGUGGUGUGAGAGAAGGAAUGCAUUUCGCGGAAAUGGCGCCUACCCAAAGACAGGAGGAUCCUAUCGUCACAGGAACUAAAGCGUAUGCAAGAGAGUCGGUUUCUGAGCUCGUCGAUUUGCUGCUUGUCGCUUGUCACACAGCCCCGAGGGUGUUGGACAGAUCAUUGAUCACAGCCUUCGUCCAGGCCUUGUACGCUCAUGCGGCAUUUCCAAAGGACCUUUGCGCUGGUUCAGCACUCAGAAGCACGUCGACCGGCUUCUUCGCUGCAACGCACGGUGUCAGCCAUGAGCAGCGUGCAAUACUCGCAAUCUUGCUUUGCGAGCGGUAUGGUGGGUUCAGCUCAAUCUCCCCUACGGAGCAAGAUUUCUACCACCGUUUGUUGCGGUUGCUUCCCCACGGGGUAGCUUGGUGGUGCAUGUUCCUCGGACGUGUUGCCGCGGUGGUCGCCAUUGUGUAUCCAGCUGGUGUGGUAAGCGAGUGCCGUCUGGAGAUGCGGGCAGAUUGGGUGCAGACCAAGAAGGGAAAAGACAAGCUCUCGAUCUUGUUCAAGUUUUUGACCCUUUCUCAGGUCGACGAGAUGGACGAAGCACUCAACGAUGCGCUUGGGCAGGUAGACAAGGCGGGGAAGAAGAAAAACUGGGUCGCUGGGCAUGGACAUAAGGUAGAGGUAGGUCUUGUGGGGUGA